Messenger RNA from Trachemys scripta elegans, 668 nucleotides. Its product is annotated as alpha-2-macroglobulin-like protein 1. The transcript has 4 exons. Lineage: Eukaryota; Metazoa; Chordata; Testudines; Emydidae. The coding region runs from base 243 to 668 and encodes 141 amino acids. The record is from RefSeq and is a predicted model, not a curated record.
GACCCCAUAUCAAGGCAUUGUGGAUCUAUUCUUCCCAUUGGCUGCAGAAGCACCUUUAGGAGAAUACACCAUCAAUAUGCCUGGCCUCAAGAACAGCUUCAGUGUAGAGGACUAUGUGCUGCCCAAAUGCAGUGUGUCGAUUCAGAUGCCCCCUGUGAUCACCGUCUUGGAGGAGAAAUUCCAUUUGCAAGUCUGUGGCACGUGAGCUGAAGUUAACAUUUUCCUUCGGCUAAAGCUGCCCGAUGAAAGGCUUUGAACACCAGCACCCAUCAAAACUAAAGGCUAGAAUAGUCCCUGCAGCACCCUCCCACUGCAGCACCCUGACAUUCUCCAUUCCGCCUUGCAGUUCUUUGUCCGUGGUUCCUAAAUCAGGGUUGGAGUUCAACGCCACUCAGAGCUGCAGGGUAACUUCAUCCGUCACUACGCUCCAGUUUUUGGAUAAUAACAUCUACUACCAGCCAGGAGCACCAUACCAUGGGAGGCUGAAGCUCAACAGUGCCAAUGGGAUGCCCUUGAAGAACACAGAGGUUUUUCUCACUGUAUACAGGGGCAAAAUGCAGUCUGAGACCUACCUCAGUGACCACACAGGGGUGACCUCUUUCACCUUGGACACUUCACCAUGGAGGGACAGCGACAAGGUUUCAUUACAGGAGAAACCUGGCUUUUGA